This is a messenger RNA of Condylura cristata (star-nosed mole), 1298 nucleotides long. It is a transcript of the gene DCUN1D1, whose product is annotated as DCN1, defective in cullin neddylation 1, domain containing 1. Bases 158 to 892 code for a protein of 244 amino acids. NCBI's taxonomy places the organism in Eukaryota, Metazoa, Chordata, Mammalia, Eulipotyphla, Talpidae. Gene Ontology annotation, biological process: positive regulation of ubiquitin-protein transferase activity; protein neddylation. The transcript is spliced from 6 exons. Gene Ontology annotation, cellular component: ubiquitin ligase complex. Gene Ontology annotation, molecular function: cullin family protein binding; ubiquitin conjugating enzyme binding; ubiquitin-like protein binding. The record is from RefSeq and is a predicted model, not a curated record.
CUAAAAUGUCUUAACAUUUUUGGGGAAAAUAUGUUAGGAAUGACUAGUCAGACAUCAAAAUAACUUAGUCUUAUGUCAUUUUACAUAGUUUCAGUUUAUUUUCUGGUUUCAAUAGAACAAGUUGAAAUCAUCGCAGAAGGAUAAAGUUCGUCAGUUUAUGAUCUUCACACAAUCUAGUGAAAAAACAGCAGUAAGUUGUCUGUCCCAAAAUGACUGGAAGUUAGAUGUUGCAACAGACAAUUUUUUCCAAAAUCCUGAACUUUAUAUACGGGAGAGUGUAAAAGGAUCACUGGACAGGAAGAAGUUAGAACAACUAUACAAUAGAUACAAAGAUCCUCAAGAUGAAAAUAAAAUUGGAAUAGAUGGUAUUCAGCAGUUCUGUGAUGACUUGGCACUCGAUCCAGCUAGCAUUAGUGUGUUAAUUAUUGCAUGGAAGUUCAGAGCAGCAACACAGUGUGAAUUCUCCAAACAGGAGUUCAUGGAUGGCAUGACAGAAUUAGGAUGUGACAGCAUAGAAAAACUAAAGGCCCAGAUACCCAAGAUGGAACAAGAAUUGAAAGAACCAGGACGAUUUAAGGAUUUUUACCAGUUUACUUUUAAUUUUGCAAAGAAUCCAGGACAAAAAGGAUUAGAUCUAGAAAUGGCUAUUGCCUACUGGAAUUUAGUGCUUAAUGGAAGAUUUAAAUUCUUAGACUUAUGGAAUAAAUUUUUGUUGGAACAUCAUAAACGAUCAAUACCAAAAGAUACUUGGAAUCUUCUUUUAGACUUCAGUACAAUGAUUGCAGAUGACAUGUCUAAUUAUGAUGAAGAAGGAGCAUGGCCUGUUCUUAUUGAUGACUUUGUGGAAUUUGCACGCCCUCAAAUUGCUGGGACAAAAAGUACAACAGUGUAGCACUAAAGGAACCUUCUAGUAUGUACAUAGUCUGUACAAUAAAUACAACGGAAAAUUGCACAGUCAAUUUCUGCUGGCUGGACUGAACUGAAGAUCAAUCCUCACCAUUCAGACUGAGGGUUGAGACAAAACUUUAAGGAUACAUCUUGGACCAUUAUCAUAUUUCAUCCUUCUAAUGGUGGUUUGGGCUUGUCUUCUAGUCUGGGCCGCUCUAAACAUUUAUAAUUCCAACAUUGUGGAUUUCAUCUUAUAUCUGUGGAUCAUCCUAGUUUAUUCUCCCAUAAGUCUUAGAAGCUUUAUGGUGAUUAUUUUGAGGUUUUCAUUCUUGCAUAAAGCACAAUGCUGUCUUCAUCAGAAAACAGUUUGGCAUAAGAAUUAAACAUGAACAUCACAAUUAUAAAAACUU